Dissoconium aciculare CBS 342.82 is the source of this 1228-nucleotide messenger RNA. RefSeq lists its product as uncharacterized. NCBI's taxonomy places the organism in Eukaryota, Fungi, Ascomycota, Dothideomycetes, Mycosphaerellales, Dissoconiaceae. The transcript is spliced from 2 exons. The coding region runs from base 420 to 914 and encodes 164 amino acids. The record is from RefSeq and is a predicted model, not a curated record. Gene Ontology annotation, cellular component: membrane.
GCUCUCGCUCAUAAAUUUAUUGUCCAUCACGAGCUGAAUACACGCCGAGGAGGCGCCGUGUGUCCCUGAGGCGUAGCUACGGUUCUCUCACAUGAACGACGUCGUAUCCUUCGUCAAUUUCAUAUGCCAAAUUGUCCUCAACCGUAAACGCGCAUUGGUUCGGCAGUCAACUUUAGACGAAGACCCUGAUCAGACCGCCGGCGGAGAACAUCUGGGCAUUUGCACUCCCUGCUGCUCAUCUUUCUUAGCUCGUGAACAGUCUAGGCGCCAGGAUAGAUUGACGUAGCGUGUACGUUGUGAAGACAUUAUAAUCCGAUCUACUCUUGCAUUCCUUCAACUACAUCCCGUAGAAUUACUGCUAUUCUUCACAUCGACCUUCUCCAAGACUCCACAUCCGAGGUACUCUAACAACCACAACAAUGGCAAGCUUCUUCCAGCAACUCUUCGCCGGCGAGGUCAACCUCUCCAUCGCCUCGCUGCCCUUGACUCUCCUCCUCGCCGCCAUCCCGCACUGGUACACCAUCGGUCUGGCCGAGAAGAACAAGGUCCAGGGCGGCUGGACCAACGAGAACCCGCGUGCCUUCGUCGCGCGAUUGAACGCGCGCGCUGCCUCUGGCACCAAGCUUACUGCGCUCGAGGAGAAGAUCCUGCGUGGCCAGUCGGCGCAGCAGAACGGAUUCGAGUGGUGGGCCCUUUGGGCCGUCGCGACCGUCUUCGGCUACCUCGCCAAGGUCCCAGUCGCGGACAUGAACCGCUACACCAUCAUUCACGUCGGCACGCGUAUCGUCUACUACUACCUCUACCUGAACACCUCAACCCGCGCGUCAAGCUUGUUGCGCACAGCCGCUUUCCAAGUUAGCUGGUACCCGGCUGUGGCUGUCAUCUUCACUGCUUCCAAGGUGUUGAAGUACUAGAUGAUCGUUCGAUCCGCGAUUGAUUUGUUUGUUUCUGAUUCGACUUGAAUCAUUCGAGGUCGAUAGUGCAAUGCAUUCAAUUAUCCAGCCAUGCUCUCAUCACAGAAAUAACCUUGGAACCCUCCGUUUCUGAUUCUCUGAGUGAAUGCUGGCCAGCUUCGGGAUUUAACUAAUUAUGACAUGGAAAUUCGAGAAUGAUUUUUCCACCAGACGUGGGGAAGGCUCACGACGUAUCUUUCACGUGUAUAGAAACGGAAUCGACUUGUCUUCGAGUUGACACGCCUCCAAUACUUUGAAUCCGCACACAAGUCAUG